CCCGGAGUCGAAGGAAGCCCCCGUUGUGGUCGUAGAAGAAUCUUCUCCUCCCAAGCCUUCGGGUCAGGCAACUGAUCUGACAUGGCCCCUGGACAAAGUCCAAUUUUCCAUUACGAAGGGGACUGCUAUCAUGCACGGGACCCUGAACCCGAAGGAGUUUUUGAGGGGUGCCACCCCUCCGACCGAUAAGUCCGUGCUCUCCCGUCAGGCCGACGAUGUCCUCUGCUCCAAGGUUCUGAUGGCCUCGGUUACGGCGAGCCUUGGCCUUGGCGAGCUGGUCCAGAGGAUAGAACAGCAUGACUCAGAGAAGAAGAAGGCCGCUGAAGCACUGGCCGAGGCCCGAAGGCAGCUCAAGGAGGUCGAGGACGCUCGCAAAGCUGAGCAAGAGGCUUUCAAAGACAUCCUCGAGGGCUCCAAGACGGUGGCCAGGGCCGAAGGUAAAGCAGAGGCGGAGAAGGCUGCGGCAGAUGCUGCCAAGAAAGCCGCGGAGGAUGCCGAGGAGGCCCGGAUCAAAGCUGUCGCCGAAGCCCGGGAGGAGGCUGUUGCUACUUUUGCCGAGGAGGGAUGGAAAGCCGAAGGUCGGCAAAAAUGGGUGGCUUCGGUGGUGGAAGCUUCGGUG
Molecule: messenger RNA, 619 nt
Organism: Cuscuta europaea
Lineage: Eukaryota; Viridiplantae; Streptophyta; Magnoliopsida; Solanales; Convolvulaceae
Source: the annotation of a GenBank genome assembly